AACUUCCGCCCCCAGAACUGUGCCGGGGCUUCACCCGGAGCUUAUGAGGCUGGUGGGCGUCUCUCAGGGAGCUGCAUUGUGAGCUAAACCGGGAGCUACGGUGUGAGCCAAACCAGGACCUACUCAGUGAUCCAGACCAGAAAAUACCCGGUGAGUAAGACUGGGUGUUACUGAGUGAGCAAGACCAGGAAAUAGGUUGUGAGCUAGACCGAAAGCUACUGCGUGAGCCAGACCAAGAAAUAAGGUGUGAGCCAGACCAGGAGCUACGGUGUGAGCCAGACCAGGAGCUGCGAUGUGAGCCAGACCAGGAGAUGCGGUGUGAGCCAGACCAGGACCUACGGUGUGAGCCAAACAGGCAGCGUCGAGGUGAGCCGGAUCGGGGACCCUUAAGCAUUACCGAUAAUUUCCCUGAUACUUGAAGAGGCUACUGAGUGGGAAGGCUAUUGAGAGAGUUCAAGAGACACCAGGAAACCGCGGUUUGAACGAAAACGGAAACCACCAACAUCUUCAGGAGAUCUCCCACUGCAGGCCAGCAGUAUCGCCAGAAAUAACGUGAACGCCUCGGAGCGCUGAGCCGCCACCUGUUCGUCCCGCAGUGUCGACGGCAGCACCAUGCCGAAGCUGGACCGUCAGUGUCCCGUGUGCGGCGUGUCCUCCUCCAUGGCCUGCGCUAGCUGCCAAACGGUCCAUUAUUGCAGCAGGGACCACCAGAAGCAGCACUGGAAGAAACACAAGCCGGCGUGUAAGGCGUGGAGGGUGGAGACGACGCCAGAAGAGGGGCGCUUCAUGGUGGCCACCAGAACCAUCCAGCCCGGCGACAUAAUCCUGCAGGAGCCCCCUCUCAUAGUCGGACCAAAGCAGGCUACCGGGCCCGUGUGCCUGGGCUGUCACCGACCUUUGACCUAUGACACAGCGCAAGGUCAACUCACACCCCCGGCAGUCCGGUGUCCGAAGUGCGGCUGGAGCCUGUGUCGUCCUGACUGCUCCAGAUGGCACAGCCGGGACGAGUGUCUGCUGUGGUCACGUGCGCGGCGACCUUUUGACCUGCGGCCGGCAGCCUCGGGCGCCUCGCCCGUCUACGGCUGCGUUGGCCCCGUGCGCUGUCUUCUGCUGCGAAACCAACCAGAGGCCUGGGCAUCCCUCAGCUCGAUGGAGCACCACCUGGAGGAGGCGGUGCGGAUCGGCUCGGCCAAGGCACGUGCCGUGUACGCGGGCGGCCUCCCUGCAGAACACGACUGUCGGCCCAACACGCGGCACUUGUUCGACGACGGCUACAACAUCACCGUCCGCGCUACCGUCAGGAUCGCGGCCGGUCAGCGGAUCACCACCAGCUACACGCAGGCACUCUGGAAUACCGCCGCUAGGCGACAGCACCUGUUGUUCAGCAAAUGCUUCAGAUGUCGCUGCGAGCGCUGCCUGGAUCCGACUGAGCUGAACACCUGGCUUAGUUCGCUGUCUUGCCGGGGUUGCGGCGGCCCCCUGGUCAGCACAGAGCCUCUCGAGGCGGCUGCUGCGUGGCGCUGCCAUCGUUGCGGCAAAAAAUCCUCGGCGGAGGAGGUGCAGGAGAGACGGGGUUCGAUGGCACAGCUGACGAAGACGGCGGAGCGGUCGGUGGAGGGUCUGGAGGACGUACUCACCCAGCUCGACCCCUCCUGCAGCCAGAGGGCGGAGGUCAACUAUGCCCUGGUGCAGCUGUACGGCACCGCCUCAGGCUACACGUGGCCAGAAUUGACGGAGAAGCAGUUGGAGAGGAAGGAGCAGCUGUGCCGGCAGCUGCUGCUGCUGGCGGACGCUCUGACUCCCGGCCAGACGCGCUUCAGGGGCGUGCUGACGCUGGAGCUCUGCAGGACGCAGAGACAUCUGUCGGUGAAGACACGAAGCCCCGACACGGUGCGGUGGAAGGAGAUUGCCACUCUUCUGGAGGAGGCUUCCACUAUUUUAUUCUGCGAGCCUGGCUGGCUAGAGGAGCUGGCCAGGGAGGAGAGACAGCUGAAGAAGGACAUCACACGCUUGGUGGCGCCAUAGCGGCUUGGUGGAGUGCUGAUGUCGUUAUAGAAAGAUUGCGCGUUCAAGUCUCGGCACGCGCUGUUUUCAGCUUUCUGCUGCUAUUGGCUUGAUUGCCGCAGUCAGGACAUUGCUCAUGAGUGGGACCGGAUUGAGCCAUAAGAGCCUUUCCAGCUAGGCAGCUCUGCUUAGGCUUACGUUCUUUGUUCACUGAUUCAAGGCACCGUCAUAGGCUUAGAUGCUAUUUUGAUUAUUUGGACCCUUCUUACCCAUCUAAAACCCGACGUGCAGCCUAGAUUGCUAAAAAUGCCAGGACUUUUUGCCAGUGCCGCCUCCAAUUGUGGGGAAGGGGGAGGCAGCACGACCCCAAAACUGCCCUUUGGGG
Pollicipes pollicipes is the source of this 2389-nucleotide messenger RNA. RefSeq names its product SET domain-containing protein SmydA-8. The transcript is spliced from 11 exons. Bases 613 to 2025 code for a protein of 470 amino acids. The record is from RefSeq and is a predicted model, not a curated record. Lineage: Eukaryota; Metazoa; Arthropoda; Thecostraca; Pollicipedomorpha; Pollicipedidae. Gene Ontology annotation, molecular function: protein binding.